AAAUAGCAUGAUGUCAGAAAACAGGUGAAAGAAAGAAAGAGCUGAAUAACGAACAACGUUAAACAAAAAAUAAUUAAAACACCGUCACUCACAUUUCAUCAAAUUUGAUAUGAUAUGAUACGUAAAUAGGAAAAAUUAGGGAUUGCUAGAUUUUGUUUCUGUUGAAUCCACAAAUUUACAGCUGCAACGGCGACAUUUUGGUUGGCUUGGGGUUAGGGUUAGGGUUAGGGAUGGGAUCGAAGAAGACGGAGACUACUACAUCAACAGCAGCUCCGGUACUAAGAAGAGAUCCUUAUGAGGUUUUAUCGGUUUCGAAAGAUGCUACUGACCAGGAGAUUAAAACUGCUUAUCGAAAAUUAGCACUCAAAUAUCAUCCAGACAAGAAUGCCAGCAAUCCUGAAGCCUCUGAGCUUUUCAAGGAGGUUGCAUAUUCUUACAGCAUCUUAUCUGACCCAGAAAAGAGAAGGCAGUAUGAUAUUGCUGGGUUUGAGGCUCUUGAUACUGAAAGCAUUGAUAUGGAAAUUGACUUAUCUAAUCUCGGUACUGUGAAUACGGUAUUUGCUGCAUUAUUCAGUAAGCUUGGUGUUCCUAUCAAAACUACAAUAUCUGCUAAUGUUCUUGAAGAAGCUCUUAAUGGAACCGUCACAAUCAGACCCCUUCCUAUUGGAACAUCAGUUAGUGGGAAGGUGGACAAGCAAUGCGCUCACUUCUUUGGUGUAACAAUAAAUGACCAACAAGCAGAGUCGGGGAUUGUUGUACGAGUAACUUCAACUGCACAAAGCAAAUUUAAGUUACUGUACUUUGAACAAGAUGCCAAUGCUGGCUAUGGUUUGGCUUUACAGGAAGAUAGCGAGAAGACUGGCAAGGUGACUUCUGCAGGAAUGUAUUUCUUACAUUUUCAAGUGUACAGAAUGGACUCAACUGUGAAUGCUCUAUCCAUAGCCAAGGAUCCUGAUUCUGCUUUCUUUAAAAGAUUGGAUGGCCUGCAACCUUGUGAGGUUUCAGAACUAAAAGCUGGCACUCAUAUAUUUGCUGUUUAUGGAGAUAAUUUUUUCAAAACUGCUACCUACGUAAUAGAGGCACUUUGUGCAAAAACAUAUGAGGAUACCACGGAGAAGCUCAAGGAUGUUGAAGCACAAAUUUUAAGAAAAAGAAUUGAGCUACGCCAAUUUGAAACGGAAUACAGGAAGGCUUUGGCCCGCUUUCAAGAGGUGACAAACCGAUACAGCCAGGAAAAAGUUUCUGUGGAUGAAUUGCUGAAGCAGCGAGACAGCAUACAUGCUUCAUUCACCGUAACCAAAACAGUCAGUAAUUUGACCAACGGAAGUACAAGCAAAGUUCUCGGUGAAGAUUCGAAAGGUGAGAGUCCGGGGGAAGACGGAAGUGAUGGAAAGGAUAAAUCAGCGAAAAAGAAAUGGUUCAACUUGAACAUGAAAGGGUCUGAUAAAAAGCUUGGUUGAAACUGAAAGGUUCUUUCAGGUGAUUUUGCAUUUGCUUUAUAUAGAUUUGAUUGCGUUAACGAUAUUCGCAUUUAAUAUUUGAACCACCAUCUUCUUCAUGCAAAAGUUUGUAGUUUAUUAUCUGUUCCAUUUUUUCUAUUAUUAGGGUUUUUCUUUUUCCCCCCUUCUUCAUGGUGGUUCUUUCUAUGGCAUGUUUUAAUUACGAUUAUUGAUGGGGAGUUUCAGUGUUUGAAAGUGUAUGUAAAACUUCAAUUCAUAUAUUGGUAAAGUGCAUUUCUUGUCUUAGCUCAUAUAGGAAACUUAACAUAUGUUGUAAUUUUGUUUUUUUAAUAAAUCAUUCAUUUUGUUUA
Messenger RNA from Mercurialis annua (annual mercury), 1810 nucleotides. RefSeq names its product chaperone protein dnaJ 15. The transcript is spliced from 12 exons. The record is from RefSeq and is a predicted model, not a curated record. The coding region runs from base 231 to 1460 and encodes 409 amino acids. NCBI's taxonomy places the organism in Eukaryota, Viridiplantae, Streptophyta, Magnoliopsida, Malpighiales, Euphorbiaceae.